AAUCGAACCUUCUGUAACUCCCAUUUUUUCGAAACUCGAACCCUAAUUCGCGGUAAAAUGGGAACCAUUGGUGUACUCCUUGUGGUCCAAGGGUUAACCUACCUGGAACAAGAGUUGGAUAAGCGCUACAAGCUUUUCCGGGUAUGGGAUUACCCGCAGAAGGCCAAGCUCCUCAACGACCACGCCACCACCAUCCGCGCCGUCGUCGGAAGCUCGAACGCCGGCGCCGACGCGGAGCUGAUCGAUGCGUUGCCGAAGUUAGAGAUCGUGUCGAGCUUCAGCGUGGGCGUGGACAAGAUUGACUUGGUGAAGUGCAAGGAGAAAGGGAUUCGCGUGACCAACACGCCUGACGUGUUGACCGAUGAUGUCGCCGACUUGACCAUCGGGUUGAUCCUCGCACUCUUGAGGAGGAUUUGCGAGUGCGAUCGCUACGUCAGAAGUGGAAAAUGGAAACAAGGUGAUUACAAGUUGACCACUAAGUUCUCUGGGAAAACUGUUGGCAUUAUUGGGCUGGGAAGGAUUGGCACAGCAGUUGCCAAGAGAGCUGAAGGAUUUAACUGUUCAAUAUGUUACUACUCUAGAACUGAAAAACGAGAUUCAAAAUACAAGUACUAUCCAAGUGUUGUUGAGCUAGCAUCCAACUGCGAUAUACUAGUUGUUGCUUGCCCUCUUACAGAGGAAACCCAUCACAUCGUCAAUCGGGAGGUCAUGAAUGCACUGGGUCCCAAGGGUGUUCUAAUUAACAUUGGGCGUGGUAAGCAUGUUGAUGAACGUGAGCUGGUCUCAGCAUUGCUUGAAGGUCGUUUAGGUGGGGCUGGGAUUGAUGUGUUUGAAAAUGAGCCUCAUGUUCCUGAAGAGCUAUUUGGGUUAGAAAACGUUGUCUUGUUGCCUCAUGUUGGAAGCGGCACAGUAGAAACUCGAACUGCAAUGGCUGAUCUUGUUAUUGGAAACCUGGAGGCUCAUUUCCUUGGAAAGCCACUGUUAACUCCCUUGGUUUAGUCAACGUAAGAUCGGUUGGUCUGCAUUCAGUUACAUUAGCAUCAGUCAAUAAUUUGUAAUAUGGAAAUUGAUGAUUGUGAGAGCUCUUUGAUAUCUAUAUCGGAGCUUUAACGAUUGUAAAGAAUGAUUCAGUUCAUAUUCAUCCUGUGACAUCUUGAUCAGAUUAUUAAUCUGGAUUGGCAGAACUUUAGCACAUAUUGGUAUAGGAAUAA
This is a messenger RNA of Gastrolobium bilobum, 1211 nucleotides long. Its product is annotated as glyoxylate/hydroxypyruvate/pyruvate reductase 2KGR-like. NCBI's taxonomy places the organism in Eukaryota, Viridiplantae, Streptophyta, Magnoliopsida, Fabales, Fabaceae. The transcript has 2 exons. Gene Ontology annotation, cellular component: cytosol. The record is from RefSeq and is a predicted model, not a curated record. Gene Ontology annotation, molecular function: NAD binding; hydroxypyruvate reductase [NAD(P)H] activity; glyoxylate reductase (NADPH) activity. The coding region runs from base 58 to 999 and encodes 313 amino acids.